Tribolium madens (black flour beetle) is the source of this 2454-nucleotide messenger RNA. Its product is annotated as PHD finger protein 12. The record is from RefSeq and is a predicted model, not a curated record. The transcript has 7 exons. Gene Ontology annotation, biological process: negative regulation of transcription by RNA polymerase II. Gene Ontology annotation, cellular component: Sin3-type complex; nucleus. Bases 246 to 2354 code for a protein of 702 amino acids. Gene Ontology annotation, molecular function: protein binding; transcription corepressor activity. NCBI's taxonomy places the organism in Eukaryota, Metazoa, Arthropoda, Insecta, Coleoptera, Tenebrionidae.
GGCAAACACUGUCAAAAACCUGCCAAACGUUUUAUAAAUAAUCGUAAAAAUUCAAGUGUUAUUAAUGAAUUUAUCUGAACCAAUUGACCGUUUCGCCCCCAUAUCGCCGUCAGCAUAAACAAACUGCAGUUUUCAGUGUCAUUCAAGUCGCCGUAUGGAAAUCAGCCAUGUAACCAGCCUGAAAAGAAAUCGAAACUCCUGACUGAAAAUCCCAACACAGCACGAUUUCGCAAACCACCACUGCAAUGGCAUCAAUCGAGUACGACUUGGACACCUCUGGGGGUCUCAUGGACCAAAUCCAAGCCCUAAUCGCGCCCCCACAAUCCGAGGACACCAAAUCGAGGAAGUCCGCCAGCGAGCAUCCGUAUUUCAAGCGUCCUGGCAAGGGGCACAACCACGACAGUUGCGACGCGUGCGGUGAAGGGGGCGACUUGAUUUGCUGCGACAAGUGUCCCUCGAGUUUCCAUCUGCAAUGCCAUGAUCCCCCCUUAGAGGAGAAGGAUAUACCGAGUGGGGAGUGGUUGUGUCACAGUUGUAAAUAUGCAAAGAAGAUUAAUGCACCACAGACGAGGAAUAAACGCUCGGCCUCCACCCCAGCGGGAAAAGCGCCCAAAAAGGCCAAAGUCACGCCAAUGGAGGUCUUGAUUCAAGCCGCCAGUUCUAUGAACCCCAAGCAGUUUGAUCUCCCCAGGAGUAUGAGUGUCCCAUGCAUUUUUCCAGGGACUGAUAAAGUUGAGGCGCCGUAUUCCCGCAACGGUCGCAAAACGCUGAAAGUCCCCAAAGACCAUGAGAAGAAGCAAGACGCUACAAUUCUCCUUCCUGCGAAGAAAUGCCAUGAAUGUCGCAAAUCUUGCCGUAUAGCUCCUUUAAUUUCGUGCGACUUUUGCUCCCUAUAUUUUCACAUGGAUUGUUUAGAUCCGCCAUUAACGACGCCACCUAGCGGCCGUUGGAUGUGCCCCAAUCACGUUGAGCAUUAUCUCGAUUCCAAACUGCUUACUUCCAUUUCGGCCACUGAACGCAUCAAACUCUGGGAUAAAUUCAACGGUCCAGUCGAUCAAGACGCAAUUCGAUUGGAUUUUUUCCGGAAAAUUCACAGCAAAAAUCCCCCCUUUCGUGUAAAAAUUAAAUUAGCGGCGAAAAAUCGCGUCAAAGUACCACCAAUGGUCAAAUAUCAUUAUCGCAAACCGGUGAACUUGCUACCGAGUUUAAAAGAUGUCUUAAGAUUAGAGAGUGUGUUGAGCAGAGAAAUGGACGUUGUGAAGUGUGAAGAAGUUGUACAAAGUACGAAUAGUUUGUGUAACGGUCCCGAGGAUCAAACGUGUGAUAAAAAAACAGACGAAAAUACUCAAAAAGUCGAAGGGGAGGAUGAUAAUAAGGAGGAUUUCUCCUGUCGAAAUGGCUGUAUCAAAAAUGAGGUGAUAAAUGGGGCGACGCUCGACCAAAAGGACAAUAUUUUCCUCCCAGAUGUGGUGUCGGAUAUUACGAACGAAGUUGAAGUCGAAUUGAAGCAGUUAGACGACCGACUAGUGAAACUCCUCGCUUACCAACGCAUCCAACACCUCCUCAACCAGCCGAACAAUUCCGCCAACUUAAAUUUGUAUUUACCGUCGAAUUUGCAAAGCAAGUUACGUCACAUGCCUAUGCCGAGCGAAUUGUUGACCCCCGCCGACAUCGAGCGGAUAUCUCGUGUCUUUUCCAGUCCGAAGAAGAAAAAUAAGCCGAAAUCGGCGCUUCGCGCACGCGCCAUGAUGUGUCCGGUGGUUUCCCCACAUUUCUACAAUGUGCGCACGUCAGAAGUUAGUCCAAAUGAUGUGCGACACGACGAUAGUUUCCUCGGGUUUAGACCGACGGUCUCGGCGAGGUAUCCCGAAGCGGUCGCGAUGAGGUAUAGGGUACUCAAUGUGGGCAAGGGGUCCGCCAACGACGUCGAUUUGGAGCGAUUCGGACAUUGCAAUAACAUAUCAGCGAGGCAUGCGAUCAUCUUCUAUGAUGAGUUUACAAAAAACUUCGAGUUGAUAAACUACUCGUCGCACGGUACGUUUGUGAACAACGUUUUGUUUUCGAAUGACACCAAUACCGAGCGUCCCAAGCAAUGUGAGGGAAAAAUCGUACCGUUGGAGGUCCAAGUGCGCGAGAUAAUCGAUAGGAGACGAAAAGUGGUACGUCAACGAAAAAACUCAUUUGAGACGAAAAUGACAGCAAUAGAUAAUAUGGAUAUGAUGGAAUGUUGUUGCACGAAUGUGGGUGACUCAUCACGGAUAGGAUGGGAAGGAUCGGCGAUUUUAAACCAUGGAAGUCUUUUAAGGUUCGGGUGCGUCUCUUUCGUAUUUUCAAUAGUCGAUUGUGCGGCAUAAAAAACUCACUCACAACAAAGAUACAUUUUUACUUGAAUUACAUACAUGAUACAAAUAUACGAUCUGUACAAAAAUACGAAAUAAAUGCAGAAUUGUGAAA